UGGGUAAAAUGGGGUUACGUAUGGAGCGGUGUACGUGGGCGUCUGUAUGAAUCCAUCUUAAAGAGAAAGCAGAUAAUGUUAUUGUGAAUCAAACUCCCGAAAGAGAAAUGCUAAGAACACUGCAUCCACCGUCACCUUCUUCAAUUAUCACUGUCUUGAAACAAAGCAGUUGCAGAGCUUCUUGUUUUCAUAUAAAGCUCUCUUCUGAUAGUGAUACCACCAGAAGACUUGCUCUCUUUCAACUUGGUGCAGCAGCUGCUAUCCCCCACUCCCAUUUGUUCGCUUUCAAAGCAUCUCACUUAUUAAGAGUGGAUGCCGAUGCUACCACAUUUCCCAAAAUGGUACCUGUGACCACUCAUUUUGCUGACCAAAACGUAUUGGAGUGGGUUCAAAAUGAUCAAAGAAGAAUGCUUCAUGCUGUUUAUCGUGUUGGCAACCUGGACAAGACAAUAAAAUUUUACACUGAAUGUUUGGGGAUGAAGCUGUUAAGAAAGCGUGACAUUCCAGAAGACAGAUAUUCAAAUGCUUUUCUUGGAUAUGGACCCGAAGUUUCUAAUUUCACCGUAGAACUUACUUACAAUUAUGGAGUUGACAAGUAUAACAUCGGAAAUGGUUUCGGCCAUUUUGGAAUUGCAGUUGAGGAUGUUGUCAAGACGGUAAAUCUUGCAAAGGCAAAGGGUGCCAAAGUUAGUAAAGAACCUGGUCCUACUAAAGGUGGAAGUACAGUAACUGCUUUUCUUGAAGAUCCAGAUGGCUAUACCUUUGAGCUGUUGGAGAGGGGACCUACACACGAACCCCUGUGCCAAGUGAUGCUUAGGGUGGGCAAUCUCGAUCGCGCCAUAAAUUUCUAUCAGAAGGCCUUCGGUAUGCAGCUUCUCCGCAGAAGGGAUAAUCCAGAGUCAAAGUAUACAGUAGCCAUAAUGGGGUAUGGUCCUGAAGAUAAAAACGCUGUGCUGGAAUUGACAUAUAACUAUGGAAUAACAGAAUAUGACAAAGGAGAUGGUUAUGCACAGAUUGCAAUAGGCACAAACGACGUCUACAAGAGUGCAGAAGCAAUUAAACUAUGCGGAGGAGAAAUUAUUCUUGAACCUGGCCCUCUGCCAGGGAUCAAUACCAAGAUCACUGCAUGCUUGGAUCCUGACGGAUGGAAAUCAGUGUUUGUUGAUAAUGUCGAUUUUCUUAAGGAAUUGGAGUGAUCAAAGUAUCGAUGGCAGCUGCUUCAUCGAAUCAACAGGAACCGGAAAGAUUUAAGACAAUCCUUUUCUCUCCGAUGGCUGUCAUAUUUUUAUUUAUCCAUUUACCUCACAAGAAAGAGCACCUGCUCUAAUAUCCCCAAUCCCCAAGCCAAUAGAUUCCUUCCACUUGUGGAUCUGUAUAUGACUACAGAUUGCCACAGUGCAUUUACAUUUUGCUUAAUACAUUCCAAACACAAUUGAUAAUUGCAAUAUACAAUUUAUGUUAA
Mercurialis annua (annual mercury) is the source of this 1462-nucleotide messenger RNA. RefSeq names its product lactoylglutathione lyase GLX1-like. NCBI's taxonomy places the organism in Eukaryota, Viridiplantae, Streptophyta, Magnoliopsida, Malpighiales, Euphorbiaceae. The record is from RefSeq and is a predicted model, not a curated record. The coding region runs from base 108 to 1196 and encodes 362 amino acids. The transcript has 9 exons. Gene Ontology annotation, molecular function: lactoylglutathione lyase activity; metal ion binding. Gene Ontology annotation, cellular component: cytoplasm.